CCACAUGCAGACUUCCUUUUCAAAUUCCUGGUGAUCGGCAGUGCAGGAACUGGCAAGUCAUGCCUCCUUCAUCAGUUCAUUGAGAAUAAGUUCAAGCAGGACUCUAACCACACCAUCGGUGUGGAGUUUGGAUCCCGGGUGGUCACCGUGGGGGGCAAGACUGUGAAACUACAGAUUUGGGACACUGCCGGCCAGGAGCGGUUUCGGUCGGUGACGCGCAGUUACUACCGAGGGGCAGCUGGAGCCCUGCUGGUGUACGACAUCACCAGCCGAGAGACGUACAACUCCCUGGCUGCCUGGCUGACUGACGCCCGAACGCUAGCCAGCCCCAACAUCGUGGUCAUUCUCUGCGGUAACAAAAAGGACCUGGAUCCCGAACGUGAGGUCACUUUCCUAGAGGCCUCCCGCUUUGCCCAAGAGAACGAGCUGAUGUUCCUGGAGACCAGCGCUCUCACGGGCGAGAACGUAGAGGAGGCCUUCCUGAAGUGUGCACGCACCAUUCUCAACAAGAUUGACUCAGGCGAGCUGGACCCCGAGAGGACGGGCUCGGGCGUUCAGUGUGGCGACGCGUCCCUGCGCCAGCUGCGGCAGCCUCGGAGCGCUCAGGCCGUGGCCCCGCAGCCCUGCGGUUGCUGAGACCUGCAGAGCCAGCUUCCCAGCUCUCCAGGACCAGCCUUGCCAUUCCGGCUGGGGCCCAGACCCAGGAGGCCCCAGGCCCCAGGAGGCUGUGCCCCAACCUGCCCAGCCCCAGGAAAGCUGCCCCACCACUGCCACCUGUCCUCCUUCCCUGGCCUGGUGGGGCCUGGCUUUGGGGCAAGACUGAGCCACGGGGGAAGGGGGUACCCCUACCUGCUGCUGCUUCCUCUGUCUUGGCUCACCUCUGUCCUGAGCCCCUGUACCCCAAGAGCUCCCAAAGCCUGAGACCAAGGCCAUUUGGCCCCAUCUUCCUGCCUGGCCCUGCUGCCGCGAGUACGAGUUAUUUAUUACCUGGAGGCCUGUCUGUUGGCCCGCCCCGCCCCUCCCUUCUCCUCCCCUCAUAAAGCAUUGUUUACACCUGUG
Messenger RNA from Jaculus jaculus (lesser Egyptian jerboa), 1059 nucleotides. It is a transcript of the gene Rab4b, whose product is annotated as RAB4B, member RAS oncogene family. The transcript is spliced from 7 exons. Gene Ontology annotation, biological process: Rab protein signal transduction; regulation of endocytosis. NCBI's taxonomy places the organism in Eukaryota, Metazoa, Chordata, Mammalia, Rodentia, Dipodidae. Gene Ontology annotation, molecular function: GTPase activity; GTP binding. Gene Ontology annotation, cellular component: endosome. The annotation marks the transcript as partial. The record is from RefSeq and is a predicted model, not a curated record.